AUGGGGAUGGAUCUAGGGAUUGAUAAACGUGCAGGGCUAGGAAGAGCGUCGACGCCUGCCCCCUCCGGCCCUCUCUCCAAGGGAGAUGAGAAGUGCGUCAAAGUUGGCUGGUCGACAGGAGAGAUGUUAGUCGUCUCGCGGGAUGCGAUGGGAAACCUUACGAGUCGAGUUUGCAGCGGUAACGUGCUGUUGCAGAGCCUGGGAAAUGCCAGAACGGAGGUUUGCAGGGUACAAAUGCGUCUUGCAGCGGGUAAAAGGCCCUUAAAUAUUGGAACUGUUCUAACUUUGGCUGCUACGGUAAAUCGGCUGAACGACAGCGGCAAGGCAGCCCGAGCGCACGUGGGCAUAGGCGAUGUGGUUCUCACCAUUGACGGCAUAAGUACAGAUGGGAUGACUCAUCUGGAAGCACAAAACAAGAUCAAGGCGUGUACAGGCAAUUUGAACAUGACUCUGCAAAGAGUGGCGACCGUACCAAAACCUGAUCCUGUUCACGUACAAAAGGGAGAACCUAAAGAAGUAGUUAAGCCUGUGCCCAUUGCCUCUCCUGCUGCACCCAAAGCCGCGUCCCCGGCGAGCGUGGCUUACAAUAAGACACCGAGGCCGUUCGGGGCGGUCGCUUCCACCAAAGUCACUUCCAUCCCGUCACCGUCCUCCGCCUUCACCCCGUCCCCCGCGGCCCCCGCGCCGGCCCUUAGCUCCACUUUUGUUUCACCUUUCUUACUUUUUUUUUUCCCCUCUUGUUUUCUUUUUCUCUCUUAUUCCUGUGUACGCUGGGAAAACUGUUCCUCUUGCUGUCCUCUUCUGUCCUCUCCAAGGAAAAACCCACCCAAACGUCCGCCGCGGAAGCACAUUGUGGAUACCUAUACAGAGUUUUAUCACACCCCUACUCACAGCGAUGCCAGCAAGAAGCGGCUGAUCGAAGACACUGAGGACUGGCACCCCCGGACAGGGACCACCCAGUCGCGCUCCUUCCGCAUCCUUGCCCAAAUCACCGGCACCGAUCAUAUGAAAGAACCAGAACCUGAAGCUGCAAAGAAGACUAACGAUUCCCUGGAGGCUACCCAGCCCGUUGCUUUUGCCGCCGCCUCGAUGAGGAACAUGCCCGCGAGCCAAGAAAACGCGGAUGCUAGACCUGCGCCGGCCAACACCGCAUCUGCUGCAGCCGUCAAGCCAGCCGGACCCCAGAGUGCUGCCAAGUACUCGGGCUGGCAGCCUUCGAACCGAGCAGCCCCUGCAAGCGGGUGGACAUCCAACAGCACCAAACCGCCGGCGGCCGCCGCCGCCGCCCCAAGCGACAAGCUCGCGACGGCACCUCCGCUCCCGGAGCCGGACACGUUGGUUCAGAGGGCAGAGCAUAUCCCGGCGGGAAAGCGCACCCCAAUGUGCGCCCACUGCAACCAAGUCAUUAGGGGACCCUUCUUGGUGGCUUUGGGGAAGUCGUGGCACCCAGAGGAGUUCAACUGUGCCCACUGCAAGACCUCCAUGGCCUACAUCGGGUUUGUGGAGGAGAAGGGAGCGCUGUACUGCGAGGGCUGCUACGAGAAGUUCUUCGCCCCCGAGUGCUCGCGGUGCCAGAGGAAGAUCCUUGGCGAAGUAAUAAAUGCUUUGAAACAAACUUGGCAUGUUUCCUGUUUCGUGUGUGUGGCCUGUCAUAAUCCAAUCCGCAAUAAUGUCUUCCACUUAGAAGAUGGUGAUCCCUACUGCGAGACGGAUUACUAUGCCCUCUUCGGUACCAUGUGCCACGGCUGUGAAUUCCCCAUUGAAGCUGGAGACCGGUUUCUUGAAGCCCUGGGCCACACUUGGCAUGACACUUGCUUCGUAUGCUCAGUGUGUUGUGACAGUUUGGAGGGUCAGACUUUCUUCUCCAAGAAGGACAAGCCACUGUGCAAGAAACAUGCUCACUCUGUCAACAUCUGAUGCUGGGAGCCCAUCUUGUUUAGCAAAUGUACUGAGUGGAAGGAAAGGUUAAAAUGUCCAUGCUCAAUAAUCGGUUAAAAGUAUUUAUAUAUGUUUUUCUAAAAAUGCAAGAGAAAUGUGGAAGCUUUAGGGGUUUUGUACACUGAUCUUUGGAGUGUUUAUCAGUUAGGGGUUUGCUUCACGAAAAGAUCCACACACCCAAGCCAAACUAUCAGAGUGCCUUUAUUUCUAUACCUGGCACGUGACUGUAUUGGUUUCAUGAUUUUAUGACCACAUUUAUAUCUGCUUCAGUAUUAGAAGGGAAACUUCUAUAAAAAUACAAGCCUGAUAUUGGAAAUCUUGGUUUUGCUGCUGCUCAAAAAAAAAAAAAAAAAAAAAAAAAGAAGGGGUUGACUUCAGCUCUCCGGAUCACUUUAUUGCGCUGAUGUUUUUUAAAGUGCGUCUAGAAGUACUGAAGCUAAACUCCAUUAUUCCAUGAAAAGAGGAGCUCAAAGGUGAGAUAAGAUUAGAUGGAGUGGAGUUCAGUGCCUGACAUUUUUGUCUGAUGCUCAUGUUCAUCAACCCUCCUGCACAACUAUACGUACCUGUGCCUUGGGCAGUUACAUCUCUGAUGGGACUGCGAAGGACUGAGAUUUUUACAAAGCUUUUCAGUGGAAGAGUGGCUACUCAA
Struthio camelus australis is the source of this 2587-nucleotide messenger RNA. Lineage: Eukaryota; Metazoa; Chordata; Aves; Struthioniformes; Struthionidae. The record is from RefSeq and is a predicted model, not a curated record.